This is a messenger RNA of Magnolia sinica, 1129 nucleotides long. RefSeq names its product transcription factor ILR3-like. Lineage: Eukaryota; Viridiplantae; Streptophyta; Magnoliopsida; Magnoliales; Magnoliaceae. The transcript has 5 exons. Gene Ontology annotation, molecular function: protein dimerization activity; DNA-binding transcription factor activity. The record is from RefSeq and is a predicted model, not a curated record. Bases 238 to 933 code for a protein of 231 amino acids. Gene Ontology annotation, biological process: regulation of DNA-templated transcription; intracellular iron ion homeostasis.
UGUCGCUUCAGAGCGGGCGUUUAAAACCGCUCGUUUUCGUCCUCUCUCUCUCUCUCUCAUGGACGAUCCUCCUCCUCCUCUCUUUCCCAAAUCUUUCGAGCCCUAGAUUCCCGUCCUCUUUUCUUUCUAACCCUAGAUUUGAAAACCCUAGAGAGAUUUUUCUUUUUCUCUUUUUAUUUCUUGAAUUUGUCGUUUUUCUCAGAUUUGGGCGAAAGAGGGAGGAGAUUUGUUUCUGUAAUGGGGACGAAUUUGAUCUCGGACGAUUACGACUGGAUCAACGACGUCGGAAGUUCUGAUGCCGAAUUCCGCUGGACUCUCGACGGUUUCAACGAUCUUCCCAACAACUGCGUGGAGAUUGAUGAUGCUUACAAAAAUGUUGGUGGUCUUGAACAAACCAGCUCUAGGAAAAGGGCGAGGGAUGAUUCACUCGCUGGACCCAAGUCUAAAGCAUGUCGUGAGAAAAUGCGGAGGGAGAAAUUGAAUGACAGGUUCUUGGAAUUGGGUUCUGUUCUCGAACCUGGGAGACCACUUAAGUCUGACAAAGCCAUGAUAUUGUGUGAUGCUGCUCGUGCGUUGGUACAGUUGAGAAGUGAGGCGCAGCAGCUUAAGGAAGCAAAUGAAAAGCUUCAGGAGACAAUUAAAGACUUGAAGGCUGAGAAGAAUGAGCUCCGAGAUGAGAAGUCCAAGCUGAAGAGAGACAAGGAGAGGUUAGAGCAACAGGUCAAAGCCAUGACUGUGCCGCCAGUAGGAUUCAUGCCUCACCUAGCCCCACUCCAUGCAGCUGCCGCAGCUGCCUUUGCUGCUCAAGGUCAAGCUGCAGCGAACAAGACAGCACCAUUCCCAGGCUACCCUGGUGUGGCCAUGUGGCAAUGGAUGCCCCCUGCAGUGGUGGACACCUCACAAGACCACAAGCUGCGGCCGCCUGUUGCUUAAGAUUGGAAUUCGAUUUGUAAACUCUCUGCCGGAGGUCUUUUGAAAUCCGGUAACCAACAUCUCGUUGCUAACUGUUUCUUGGAAUAAUUCGACCUUGUUGUCUUGUUUAUUACUAUUAUUGUUAUUAUGUCUAGGCUGUGAGAAACAACACCUGUAUCGCAGCCGUUUUCUGGCGAAAACAUGCAAGCUUUUUGUA